AUGGCAGACUGCUCGUACGCUCGCUGUGUUCAGGAGCGGCGCUACAUAAGACGAGAGCUGGCCAAGUGGACGAAAAAUAUGGUGCACAUAGUCGGACUAGAACGUGUCGCUGAAGAAUUGAUGGGACGCAGGAAAUGGAAACACUAUCAGGACGUCCUAACGCGACAACAGUUAAAUCUGCUGGACCCCAGUACAACAAACACCACCGAGGACGAUCUGCUGAGCGGCACCACCGGUGUAGCCGCUGCCGCCGCUGCAGCAGCUGCAGCCGCGGCCGCCCAACUCCAGCAGGGGCAGCUGAUGAAUACCGCCAGCGCUACAGCCGCUGCCGCAGCCCUCUCGCUUGCUGGCGGCGGCAUGAUCGAUCAGAAGACCAGUCCCGCCGCCAUUGUGGCCGCAGCCAACGCUGCUGCUGUGGCUUCCCUCACGACACCUGCCGCUGCCCAAGCUGCCAACACAACUGCCGCGACAGCUAUAGUACGAAACGGGCACUGUCAGCAAGGCGACGUAGAUGUCGAUCCCAAAAUUGCCGCCUCCGCCAGCCCCGACAGUCCCCGUGCCACCAACUGUCUGGCGUCGGAAAAGCUCAGCCCCUCUAGUGCCAGAUCGCCACGACACGGCAAGGACGAUCGUUCGGUCUCGCCGGUAUCGCGCGACUGUCACGCCAAUGAUAACGGCACGGCGACGCCAUCGACCGGUACGACAAUGGACGGAGCGUCUCCCAUGCCCUCGUCACCCUCGGGAACGAUUGAUGGAGAUCCAGCGCGGCCCAAGUCAGCCUCCGGUCCCCAGCAAGUAACUGCCGAGCCAAGAAAAUCUAGCACACCCGAUCGUCGCGCGUCUUCCGUGACAAGUCCCGAUCUCCAAGGAGACCAAACUGCCACCGAACAUGAAAGUGUGUCCAUUGUGAAACAGGAACCCGUAGAAAAUUCUACAGAAAAUGAAGAUACGUCGCUGAUAAAAUCGGAACAACCAAACCCAGAAUCGACUGAGGCGGCGGCGGCAAAGCUGAGCCUCGUGUCGAAGUUGCCCAUUGUCGGGACGAACAACAACAACACUAUCAACAGUAACAACAACACAAUCCAGCAUCGCAGCAACGGAAUGGCGACCGAGGAUGGUUCCACCGGAACCCCGCCGGUAACGACGGAAACGCCCACAGAAUCUGAGGGUGCCACGCCGAUCGACUGGAAACCACAGGACAAGUGCUACUUCUGCGUCGACGGUAAACUCCUGACCGUGAACGAGGCAGGCGAGUUGGUACCCGAGUCUGGUCCGGCCCCAAUCGAAGGAGACCGUUUUCUUAACCGACGGGCCGCUGCCGCUGCUGCUGCUGCCGCGAUGGCCGAAUCCGACAGCGAUACGAGCGAGAGCAGUGAGCCAGAACUUUUGGCUAAUUUGUUGAGCGUCGGUGCGGCCGGUGGCGUGUCCGCCAAAUCGCUGGCCGGUUUGUUGCGUGAGGCCGGAGUCUCCCAAAAUCUGCCCUCGUUGCAGUCGUUCGUGGCGCAGUACACGGCGGCUGCAUCACUGCAGGGUCUGCAGCCGAAUCUUGCCCAGCUCUACAACCCUCUCUGGUAUUCGCAACUACAGCAGCAAAUGUCACCGACCACCGUCGAAUCUGGUGCUGGGGCCGCAUCCGCUGCCAUCAGUCCUACAGCUGCGGCCAAGCUGGCCGCCGAGCUUGGGACGACGGUUGGCGGGACCGGGGAGCAACCGCUUGAUCUCAGUGCGAAACCGAGCACUUCCGGUAUGACAUCACUGCUGAGCAGUAUGAUGGAUUCGAAGCAUAUCUACAAGGCAAAGCCACGGUUAUCACCUAUCGGAGGGCGCAAAACCUACACUGAGGAUGGCUUGCAGAAUGCGCUGCAGGACAUACUAAGCGGGCGGCUCGGUACACGCAAGGCAGCAAUGCAGUACGGCAUUCCGCGAUCGACGCUACGCAACAAGGUCUAUAAGAUGGCGCUCGGCAGCAAGCGCGGCAUGGCGUCACUUCUGGAUGAUGACGACGAUAAGGAUUCGCAGGAUGGUGACAUCAAGGAUGGUGACCUGCUGGACAAACUGCCCCAGCACAUGCUGGCGGAUAUGUUGCUGAAGAUGUACGGCGCCACCGGCACAACCCGACCGCAAGAGACAAACCUCACCCGUACUCCGCCCGCCAUCGCUACCCCGCCUGCCCAUCGUGCCACACCCGAGCCGGCCUCACUGGACAUAGCCGGUAUGAGCCUAAAGCCACAUCCCAGCUCCCUCCCGGUACCGAUGCAACCGUCGUCGGCACCACGUCAGUCCGCCACGACGACUGGCACACCUCCCGCGACAACACAGCCGCCGCAGUCGUCACCGCUAGUGGCCGCGGCAGCAUCCAGUCUGCUCACGCCGAAUCUAGUGAUGCAGGUCGAACGCGUACUACAGGUAACGGCGACGGCACAGGCAUCGGGGGAAACACAGCAAGCACUGGCCGAACUUCCAGAACUCCUCCGGAAGAUCAUCGAUCAGCAGCAGCUGCUGGCGGAUCAGAUCAAGAAAGCCAGCGGCAGUGUACCGGCGGCUGCGUCAGUACAACCGUCCGUGUCGGGAAGGCCGGGUUCCAGCCCCAUAAUUUCCGGACAUCCAGCGGUCUCUGGAACACCCUCCCUGGGAAACUCCUCCGCGCUUGAUGCGGCACUAGCAAGAUCUCCCUCGCUCAGUGCGGCACUCAACGCGAACGGAACCGUUCCACCAGCGGUGUCUCUAGAUUCCUAUCUACCGUAUCUACAGCAGCUGCAACAGCAACAGCAGCACGGGAAGCUGCGCACGAUGUCCGCCGGGACUCCGGACACGCCCGCGUCGAUGUCGUCGAUCGAGCUGAAUGACGCCGCAAGUGAUGAUCCGCACGUCAUUCUAAAGAUUCCGUCCUACGGACGAGCGCCCGGCACUUCCCCGGGUGUUGGCGUCCCUGCCAGUAGCAAAAAUGGCGACCUGGAACGGCACCUGCACCAGCACAAUAUGACCACUCCGUCACCUCCGACAGCGGCGGCCGCCGCCGUGCUCAGCAGUCUCGUGGCAGCCCCUGUCCGUGCACCACAUGCAUCCGCCAGUCCUCAAGCGAACCUGCUGAACAGUGUCGGUAAUGGUGGGACCAGCAUUGGAGGUGUUGCGUCAGCACCCACCUCCUCGCAGGUGUCUCUGGCGUCAUCACUCUCAUCCUCUUCGCCGCUCUCUUCGUUGUCGGUGGCAUCGUCGGUAGCGCAGCAGGAACGAGGGAGUGCCCAGGCAAACCACCUCUCGGUCAUAUCUCCACCCCUGAUGAACCUGCGGGGUGUCGUCAAAGCUGAGUCUGCCAUCUCACCACCAGCCGCCGGACACGGUUCGGUGGCAGCGGGAAUGUCAGCGUCAGCCGGCAAAUCGAUGCUUUCCGUGCAUGAGGUGAUAGCGAGAAGCAUCAGCAAAAACUUUCAACAGCAUCAGCAGUCCGACAUCAUGCACAAGCAGCAGAUGGAACAGAUGAAACGGCCGAGCAUUUCCGUCAUCAAAACCCUCGGUGACAUCUCACACUUCGGAAGUGCUGCGGCAGCAGCCGCUGGGCUCGGUCCGGUGGGAAGUGCGGCACAGUUAGCGGCGGCUGCGGCGGCCGCUGCGGCCAAUAAUACCGGCACUGGCGGAAAAGGCACACGUCCCAAGCGGGGCAAGUACCGGAACUACGAUCGAGACAGCUUGGUAGAGGCGGUGAAGGCAGUGCAACGGGGUGAAAUGUCGGUACAUCGGGCGGGAAGCUACUAUGGCGUACCUCACUCAACCUUGGAGUAUAAAGUAAAGGAGCGGCAUCUGAUGCGGCCGAGAAAGCGCGAACCCAAACCCCAGCCUGGGCUGGACGAUCAUCGACUCGGCGGUUCGUCGUCUUCGAAAGGAACGUCCGAUGGUUCGUCUUCUCUCCGCGGUAUCGAUAAGGGUAAGGGUGGGAUGGGUGGUCUUGGCGGUGGAUCGAAGGGUUCCGCCGGCCACGCUGGGAAAAACCAUCACCAUCUGCAGCAACAGGCGCAGCAGGCGCAGUUCUCCACCAACUCACCCAACGGUGCGCUCGGUGCGAAAAUGCCCAUGUUUGAUGCUUCGGCCAUGGCUUACGGUGCACCCUUCUUCUGGCCCCACGCGUCCGGCUUCGGUGGCAUGGCGGGCGUUGACUUUGCCCGCGGCCAAUCCACCCCCGAUGGCGUAUUCAAUUCCCCGUCGCUAAUGCAGCGGUUUCAGCAGGAAGCCACGGCCAGUCCACUGUCACCAGCCGACACGCGACACUACGCGGGUGGAAAGUCCGGCCCGGCCGGUGCCAAUGCUGCGGCCGCUAGCUUAGCCGCCCUGCCCAAGGGUAGCAGUGUGCGUGAAAUGGCCGAGCAGCUGUACGACGGUAGCGGUGCCAACGGUGGCUCCUUCCUGGACGACAUCAUCCGACAGAGCCUCGACAAAAAGUCGGGCGAACUGAAUACCCACAAUGCGCUGUUCGAUCAUCUGCUGAAGGGCAAACUUCGCUCGUCAGCAGCGGCAGCAGCAGCCGCCGCCGCUGGCUCCAUAGGUACUUCAGAGGACGCCAACACGGCCGCACUGCUUGCCAAAGCGGCAACGAAACGAGCCGCCACCAGUCCUCCGUUAUCCUUCCACCCGGAGAGCGUCAAGCGCGAGCGGGCCAGUCCCGGUGCCUCGUCCACGUCCUCGACCGGCAGCAGCAAUCACCGAAUGGGCAACGAUCAUCAACAUCACGGGCACGGUCUUCAGCAGCAGCAGCAGCAGCAACAAAACCCAUCACAGUCGGCCACCUGCGUCAACACGCCCGAGCAGUUACUGGCGAAAAACGUCGAAAGCCUCAUGAAACUGCACGAGAAUCUUUCGUCGAUGUCCGUGGCGCACCUACAGCGGACCGCGAUGGAAGAACUCAACGGUACACAAGGCGCCACCGGCGGUGCAGCCCGGGGAUCGCUGCUCGGCCACCAGUCCGACGCGGUGGAUCAGCACGGCUCGGACGGUGACACGGACACGGACUCGAUGCGAUCGCACACCACCAACCAUCACGGCGGGCACAGCCUGCGCCACAGUUUGCUGCAGCAGCACCACCACCACCACCAGCGGGGCCUGACGGAUGACAGCUCAUAG
Messenger RNA from Anopheles marshallii, 5112 nucleotides. RefSeq names its product mushroom body large-type Kenyon cell-specific protein 1-like. Gene Ontology annotation, biological process: regulation of transcription by RNA polymerase II. Gene Ontology annotation, cellular component: nucleus. Gene Ontology annotation, molecular function: DNA binding. The record is from RefSeq and is a predicted model, not a curated record. The coding region runs from base 1 to 5112 and encodes 1703 amino acids. NCBI's taxonomy places the organism in Eukaryota, Metazoa, Arthropoda, Insecta, Diptera, Culicidae. The transcript has 7 exons.